This is a messenger RNA of Cordyceps fumosorosea ARSEF 2679, 3420 nucleotides long. RefSeq names its product vacuolar protein-sorting protein BRO1. Gene Ontology annotation, molecular function: protein binding. Gene Ontology annotation, biological process: protein transport to vacuole involved in ubiquitin-dependent protein catabolic process via the multivesicular body sorting pathway. Bases 1 to 3420 code for a protein of 1139 amino acids. The transcript has 5 exons. The record is from RefSeq and is a predicted model, not a curated record. Gene Ontology annotation, cellular component: endosome. Lineage: Eukaryota; Fungi; Ascomycota; Sordariomycetes; Hypocreales; Cordycipitaceae.
AUGGAGGAGAGGGAAGCAGAGAGAGAAGCACAGAAGCCGUCACCAACUUGUUUUGUGGGCCACAGCUCGCCUGAUGCGAGCUGGCUGCCUUUCGUCGUCUCCAACUCUCCAACCGCCCAGCCAGAGCUUCCUCGCCGUCCUACCGCCUACAACCACCCGGCUGGUCGCAGCUCCUCCACCUCCGCUACACACCACCCAGCACCACCCGCAUCGAAACCAGGCCGCAUCCUAUGCGACCUCCUGUGCCCUAUCUAUCUCCCAUCACGCUGCAGGAACCCAGAAUCUACAUCAUCCUGGCCUGUACCCGAUCGCCACCUCGCUGACGAAGCCCCAGCUGUCCGGGCGGCUUCGUCUCCAUCGCUCCCACAUCGCCCGACAGUCGUCAUAUCUCCCCUGCUGCCAGCGAGCGACUCCUCAACAAUCCUCUCCGAAGCAUACUCCCAGCAGCACUCGCCCGUCAACAUGUCACAGUCGCCCAUGAUCUCCGUGCCUGUCAAGGCCACCAACGAGAUUGACUGGGUCACGCCCCUCAAGAGCUACAUUCGCAACACCUACGGCGACGACCCCGAGCGUUAUGCCGAGGAGUGCGAGACCCUCAACCGUCUGCGCCAAGACAUGCGCGGCGCUGGCAAGGAAAGCACCUCAGGUCGGGACAUGCUCUACCGCUACUAUGGCCAGCUGGAGUUGCUCGACUUGCGCUUUCCCAUUGACGAACACCACAUCAAAAUCUCAUUCACCUGGUUCGAUGCAUUUACCCACAAACCAACAACGCAAUACUCCCUUGCCUUUGAAAAGGCCUCCGUCAUCUUCAACAUUUCCGCCAUUCUUUCCGCUCACGCUGCCCUCCAGAACCGCGCCGACGACUCGACCCUCAAGGUUGCAUACCACUCCUUCCAAGCCUCUGCCGGCAUGUUUACUUACAUCAACGAAAACUUUCUGCAUGCCCCUUCCUUCGACUUGAGCAGGGAAACGGUCAAGGCAUUGAUUAAUGUCAUGCUCGCUCAAGCGCAAGAGAUCUUCAUCGAGAAGCAGUCCAAGGACAACACCAAGAUUGCUCUCCGCGCCAAGUUAGCUGCACAAGCCGCAUACCUGUACAGCCAAGCUCUGGAGGGGGUCCAAGAGAAUGUCACAAAGGCACUCUUCGAAAAGGUCUGGCUAACAAUGGUCACCAUUAAGACCAGUCUCUUCUCAUCCAUGGCGCAAUACUACCAGGGCCUGGCGGACGAGCAGGCUAGCCAACACGGAGUUGCUGUAGCGCGAUAUCUGGCUGCUGAAGCUCUUGCAAAGGAGGCUGAUCGCCUCGCCAGAAAUUUCCCUAGCAAUGUCCCUUCAAGUUCCAAUCUCAGCGCAGAUUGCGGCGCGCACCUGCAAGAGCUUUGCAAACGCCAUUACUCAUCCAUUCAGGACAAGCACAAAGAGGCGCUCAAAGACAAUGAUUACAUCUAUCACCAACCUGUUCCGGCCGAGGCCAGCCUCCCAGCCAUCGCCAAGCUUCCUGCCGCGAAGCCCAUUCCUGUCAGUGAGCUAUAUGCUGGCCAGGAUAUCCAGCGCAUCACUGGCCCUGAUUUGUUUGCCAAGAUUGUGCCGAUGGCUGUAACCGAGUCGGCCAGUUUGUAUGAUGAGGAAAAGGCAAAGCUUGUCCGUGCCGAAACUGAAAAGGUUGACACUGCCAAUGGUGAAAUGGCGGCCAGCUUGGAUUAUCUGCGGCUUCCUGGUGCCCUGCAAGUGCUGAAAGGCGGCUUUGACCGAGACAUUCCUCCAGACGAGAACUUUCGCCAGUGGUGUGAAGACAUUGCCACGCACGACGAUCCAACUUCGAUAUUUGACUUUUUGAGCUCCGAGAAACGGGCCAUUGUCAAGAAGCUGGAAGAGAGCUCAACAGCUCUAGACAGAGAGGAGGGUGUCUGCGAAAAGAUGCGAUCCAAGUACAGCGCUGAAUGGUCUCAACAACCUAGCGCUCGCCUCACAACAACUUUGCGAAGCGACAUUCGAGGAUACCGUGAGGCGUUGGACGAAGCUUCGCGGAGCGAUGGCCAGUUGGCUAGUAAGCUUCAACAAAACGAGGCCGAUUUCAACGAAAUGCGUGACGCUGUCAAUGCCGGUCAGGUUGAUCAAAUGUUCCAAGAGGCCAUCUCGCGGGCACGAGGUCGCAACAGCCAGGCCAACAGCCCUGCUGGAAUCGAGCCAAACCUGCUAGACACCGACUUCGGCGAGAGUGGACCCAGCGUAAUGGAUCAAAUAGCCAUCAUCGAAGACAUUCUGAAGAAGCUUAAUUUGAUCAAGAGAGAGAGGAACCAAGUGCUCAAGGACUUGAAAGAAAAAGCUCACAAGGACGACAUCUCUCAAGUAUUGAUUCUCAACAAGAAGUCAAUCUCGAAUUAUGAAAACCAGCUUUUCCAACAGGAAUUAGAAAAGUUCAGACCUCAUCAAAACAGGUUGCUGCAGGCCAACCACAAGCAAUCGUCUCUCAUGAAGGAGCUGACGUCGGCAUUCAACAUUCUAUUGCAAGACAAGCGGGUGCGGUCAGAGCAGAGCAAGUAUGAGACUGUGCAGCGGCAACGCUCGUCUGUAAUCAACCGAUACAAGAGAACGUAUCAAGAAUUUUUGGACCUGUAUGCUGGACUACAAAGUGCCAAGAACUGGUAUGGAGAAAUGAGGGACACAGUCCAGAGCUUAGAAAAGAACGUGGAGACGUUUGUCAACAAUCGCAGAGCAGAGGGUGCUCAGCUUCUGGACCAAAUUGAGAGGGACAAGUCGGCAAACCGCAGCAACCAAGCUGCUCUAGAACAGGAGCGUCUCCGUGGCCUCAUGGAACGGAUGUCGAUGGAGGGCACAAAGUCACCGCCGCAAAAGUCACGGCCAACUCCAGCCGCUCUAUUCCAGCCCGGCCAGGCGCCGCGUUACCAGCAAUCAGGGAGCUACCAAGGCCAGUACAGUAUGCCAAACUCACCGCCGGCGCACCAGCAGACAUAUGGCGGCUAUUCGAGCCCUGCCCCGCCAGCCAGCACAUUCUCACAGCCUACAUACAACCCGAGCCAGUACGGAAUGACUCCGGGGCCGACGUCACCCCCGGCGAACCAGACGACGUUUAGUAUGAACACCAUGCGGCAGGGACCCCAAUCACCACCGGCGACACAGACGUCCUUUGGACACACGCAACAGCAACCGUACCAAAGCUAUCACCAGCGGUCAUACUCGUCGCAGUCGCAGCAGCACAUGCCGCAAGCGCAGACGGGCUACGUGCCUCCUGGAUUCGUCCCCCCACCCCCGCCGCCUGGGCCACCCCCGCUGGGGCCGCAGCAGACUGUGCAUUACGGAAACCAGGAUUACGAUCCUACUGGUGGUCGGCCUCCCAGCUCACAGGCGCGAGCAGGCCAACAAGCACAUGAUCCGUGGGCAGGGCUGAGUGCGUGGAAGUAA